Molecule: messenger RNA, 819 nt
Organism: Trichobilharzia regenti
Lineage: Eukaryota; Metazoa; Platyhelminthes; Trematoda; Strigeidida; Schistosomatidae
Source: the annotation of a GenBank genome assembly
AUGGAUAAUUAUAAUGAUCAACUGUCCAUUAAUGACUACGAAUAUAUUCAAUUUAAAGACUGUAUAACUGAAACAAAUGCCGAGACUAGUUUUUAUAAUUCACAAAAUCACCACUCUGAGCCUUCUUCAAUAUAUAAUGAAGGUUGUUUAUCAAUACAGAAUUAUCCAAUGCUUCAUAAAUCUGAAUUUAAUCAAAAUUAUGAUUAUUACAAUAUGAAAGCGGAGAGUAACACGUGUUUUGCUCAAAAGACAACAGAAAAUGUAAACUUUUCUUAUUAUUAUAAUGGUAAUAAUACUUACACUGACACUAUGAAUAGUAAUGACAGUAGUUUACUAGACAUAAAUAAUCCUACAAAUAUGAAUAACUGUAAUGAAUUAUUAGAUAUGAAUAACGAUUUAGAUUCAGGUAUUAUUCAUCCAAUAUUUUAUAGCGAAUUACAAUCUGGUGCAAAAGUACGUGAACGACGAAGAAUGUUCAGUAUUAAUUCAGCUUUUGAAGCGUUAAGAGCAUGUCUGCCAACAUUUCCAUAUGAGAAGAGAAUAUCAAAGAUUGAUACACUGAGACUUGCAAUUGCCUAUCUAGCACUUCUUAAAGAUUUAUUAGCCAAUAUGGAUUCAAUUGUAACAAAUCAACCUAUAAGAAGAGGUCAACUAGUGAUACAAUUUAUGAUUCAACGAUUAAAUUCAUCUAAAAGGCAUCAUCUUAGCUGGUAUACGAGUGACUUAAUUGCUCGCCUCAAUUGGAUACGAUGGGAUCGACUAGGUUACACAGGCACAAUCGAUUGGUCGUCUUCUUUACACUCAGACUGUCAUCAAUGA